Salarias fasciatus (jewelled blenny) is the source of this 603-nucleotide messenger RNA. It is a transcript of the gene tm4sf5, whose product is annotated as transmembrane 4 L six family member 5. Gene Ontology annotation, cellular component: membrane. Lineage: Eukaryota; Metazoa; Chordata; Actinopteri; Blenniiformes; Blenniidae. The record is from RefSeq and is a predicted model, not a curated record. Bases 1 to 603 code for a protein of 200 amino acids. The transcript is spliced from 5 exons.
AUGUGCUGCACUGGGAAAUGUGCCCGGCUGGUGGGACUGAUCCUGCUGCCUUCAGCUUUCAUCUGUAUGAUCACCAACGUGCUGCUGUUCUUCCCCAAUGGAGAAAAACUGGAGACCGACCAGAUCUCCCUGCAGGUCUGGCUCAUGGGGGGCAUCAUCGGAGGAGGCCUGUUUAUGUUGUGUCCGAGCUGCUCAUCCAUCAGGGCCGGGGGCAAAGGUUGCUGCGGGAAGGGCUGCUGUGGCAACCGCUGUCGAAUGCUGAACUCUGUCUUCUCCUCGGUGUUCGGCCUGAUUGGAGCCAUCUACUGCAUCUCUGUGGCCGGGGCUGGUUUGGCCAUAGGACCCCUGUGUCAGCUCUCCAAUGGAAAGUGGGAAUACCCAUUUGAAAAUCUGGGGAACGCCAGCUACAUCACCAACCAGACGCUGUGGGAAGAAUGCCUCUACCCCCAAAACGCAGCGCUGUGGCACAUUGUUUGCUUCUUCAUCCUGCUCGCCGUGGGCCUGCUGCAGCUGCUGCUCUGCGCCAUCCAGGUGGUCAACGGCUGCCUGGGCUGCCUCUGCGGGGACUGCCGGGACAGCAAAGAGGAUGACAGCGGACUGUGA